AGUACUAUAACGCCUAACUACCUGAUAACUCAACGUCUAACGUGGGUCCGUGGUGCUCCUGCUCGGCCUCCGGGAACCACCGGGAACAGUGUGACGACUUCCUGGAAUAUUUCCAUGAUAACGUCUGCCUGAGUGAGUGACAGGGGCAGUCAACACACACUGAAGUUGUUGUAGCACUAUUGUAGGAACACUGUAGUAACCGUAGUAACACUAACACUGCCUACCAACCCGCCUUCAGCUUGUAGUACGACUGUCCAAAAUAACAUAACCUCUGCGCAAGGUGAAGAGGGGAAGGAGCAGAGGGUGAAGAGGGGAGGACGAGGAGAGAGGGGCGGAUCAGAGGGGAAGGGGGAGGCCGAGGGGAAGAGUGGUAGGAUCAUAGGGACGAGGGGAAGAGGGUGGAUGGUGGUAAUUUUAGGGGAAUAUUGGGAGUGUAUGUGACGGAGCGAGUAUUUUAAUCUGUUAUGAUCAUAUUGUAAGCAUUUUAGUAUCAGAGGGGAAGCGGUGGAGGAGCAGAUGGUAAAGGGGAUGAGGGGAGGGCAGAGGGGAAUAGGAAGAGGGUAGGACAAUGGGAAGAAUGGUAGGGUCAAGUGGGAGGAGCAGAUUUUAAUUUCAUAUUUUAAUAUUUACUUCUCAUCUUUUCCCUAUUUUAUUCUGCCUUCCUUUCCUUUUUCACUCGUUUCUUCUCCUGGUUUCCUCUUUCUUUGGAUCAUUCUUUUCACUCUUAUUCUUCUCCUCAUUUUACUCUUCUUUAUUAUUUUAUUAUGUUUAGGAUCAUAUUUUAAUAUUUUAUAUCAUAUGUUAAUUAAUAGUUUAUUUAUGCAAUUUUUAAAUAAUUUAUUAUCAUAUUUUAUAAUUUAUAUCAAUGGUAGUUUUAAUGUCCUCUUUCCUCUUUCUUCUCAGACUUGGUACGCGCCCUGCAUAUUGUAAGAUUAGUAUUAGCCGGAAUUGCGUGCGAAAUAUGGACUAGGAGUACCAUGGUGACAUAGUCAAGCUAGCCCCUCUUUGGGUUUUAUGGCCUGUUUGAAUUCAAAUCAAUGCCUUAUUAGUCGCCCUUUAUCUUCUGCAGUUUUGUGGUCAGAUCCUGUCUAUAGUGUCUAAUUCGUUCAUGUUUUUUUUUUUAUGUCUAUGUGGGCGGCCAGACUGAGUGUCCCCCACGAAAGUGGGACCGGGCGAGCUAAUCGGCGGCCUCCACAUCAAGGGGAGUGUUUUCCUGUUAUUCUUCUACAAACAUUUAUGGACUCCUAACUGUAAGGUCGCUCUGGAUAAAAGCAUCUUCUAAAAUGACUAAAAUUUCAACACACAAAAAAAAAAAUACACUAACCAGUGUUGUCUAGUGGAGGACAUAUGCCCCCAAAAUCUACUAUUAUUUCAAUUCACAGAUAGAAUGAACGAGAAGAUAUACGAGAGAGUCCCUAUAGAGAAUCACUCCAUCAUCAUACAAGCUUCCUUAUAGAGAUAAUCAACUCCAUCACGCACCUACAACAAAAACAGCUCCUUAUAGAGAUCAACAUCCAUCUCAUCCUACGCUCCUUAAGAAUCAUACUUAUCAUCAUCACUACCACAAUACAGCUCCUUAUAUAGAUCAACUCCUCAUCAUCUACCACGCUCCUUAUAGAUCAACUCACUCCCUCAUCACUAACAGCUUCCUUGUGGUCAACGCCUCAUCACUACAGCUCCUUAUAGAGAUCAACUCCAUCAUCACUACAGCUCCUUAUAGAGAUCAACUCCAUCAUCACUACAGCUCCUUAUAGAGAUCAACUCCAUCAUCACUACAGCUCCUUAUAGAGAACAAACACCAUUGUAAAUCAGAAACCCAUAUUUAUGUUUACUAUUUAGUUUCCCAUUUGUACUUUAACUAUUUGCACAUUGUUAGCAACACUAUAUAUAUAAGAGACAUAAUAUACAUUAUGACAUGUCUUCUAUUAUUUUGGAACUGCUGUGAUGUACUGUUUACGGUUAAUAUUUAUUGCUUUUUCACUUUGUUAAUAUCUAUUUCCCUUCCCUUCUUUGGCAAGGAACAAUGUUUCCCUGCCAAUAAUCCCUUAAUUGAAAUGGAAAUGUAAUUGAGAGAGAAGGGUUAUAUAGCCAUAGCUGAUAAAGAUAGCUAGCUGAGAUAGAUAUAGAUAUACGAUAGAUCGUUAAGAUAGUAGAGAGAGCGUUAUAUAGUAUAAUAGGGAUAUUAUCGUUUAUAGAGAGAAUAUAUAGAGGAUAGCGUUAGUAGAGUAUAGAGAGAGAUAGAUCGUUAUGAUAGAAGAGAGAUCUCUCUCAUUCUCUCCCUCUCUCUCCCCUCCCUCCGACUCCUUCCUCUUUCCUCUCUCUCUCUUCUUUCUCUGCUUCUCGUUCUCUCUCUCUGUCUCUCUCUCUCUUCCCUCUUUUCUGCUCUCUCCUCUCUCCAUCUCUUCUCUUCUCCUCUCUCCCUCUCUUCUCCUCUGCACGUCGUUUCUCUUUUUCCUACUAUAUAGCAAUAUGGACAUACAAAGACGACAGGAAUAAGUGGAGGGGUCUGGGAAGAAACGGGCCGAAGGGAAGAGGGAGGUGUGGGUAUAUAUAUUUCUUGUUAUGAGGAUCGUGCGCUUUGUCGGGUUAAAGAUUGAAAUUAGAUUUUACUUUGACAUCGUUGGCCUUUGAUGGCUUUGUAAUUCAGUUAAUUGUGUUUCCUACUGCAGAGGUAAUGAGCUGGACAGAGAUAGAAGGAUGCAUCCCAAUGUCCCCUUUAUAGUGCGCUCCGGCUCAUAGGGCUCUGGUCAGAAGUAGCGCACUAUGUAUGGAAUAGGGUGCCAUUUGGGACACAGGCAGAAAAUAACACACUGGUUAAACGCAGCCGUCGGCAGUCAGGGAGAGAAAACGCUGAAAAACUAAAGCUGUUCAUUCAGGUUUAAAAACAUCUGUCACCCAGCUCCUGCAUCCUCAUCAUGGUUCUAAACAUAUAAUAUAAUAUAAUAAUAUGUUUUAAUAACUAACUCACCUCACUCGGGUUCUCCUGGUUUUAAGUCUAGAUGUGUCAGUGAAAAUGUCAAGACAGAUAGAGUUGAAUUUGGGGGUUUCUGGGUUGACUCACACAGUCUAUACAGUCCCUGACAGGGUUGCUAAAGCUACCAGGAAUUUACCAAAGUUACCGGAAUCUUCUGUAAUUUUGGUCAUUAUGAUUUUACCAAAAUUCUGGUAGUUUACUGGUAAACUUUGAAAGGGUUUCUUUUCCCUUUGCAACCCCAGUCCUGAUUGUCUGUCUUGGAGAACUUGAAUGGGAUGUGUUGUACAGCCGAAAGAUUUCCUGGAGCCUAUAGCUGAGGGGAUGGAUGAAGAGAGCCUGAAGCAUUCUGUUAACCAGAACCAUUCUACUACAGCCCUCAGAGCCCUGGAGCUGUGGGGAUGGUAGCUGAGGGGAUGGUAGCUGAGGGGAUGGUAGCUGAGGGGAUGGUAGCUGAGGGGGAUGGUAGCUGAGGGGAAUGGUAGCUCAGGUAUAGACUGAGGGGGAUGGUAAUCUGAUGGGAAUGGUAGCUGAUGGGGAUGGUAGCCUUGUGGGGAUGGUAGCUGUGGGGAUGUAGCUGAGGGACGGGGUAGCUGAGGGGAUGGUGCUGGGGGGAGGGUAGCUGAGGGAUGGUAGCUGAGGGAUGGUGGUAGCUGAGGGGAUGGUACUGAGGGGAUGGAGCGGGAGGGGAUGGUAGCUGAGGGGAUGGUAGCUGAGGGGAUGGUAGCUGAGGGGAUGGUAGCUGAGGGGAUGGUAGCUGUGGGUGAUAGCGGGUGGGGUAGCUGAGGGUGUAGCUGAGGGGAUGGUAGCUGAGGGGAUGUGGUGAGUGAGGGGAUGGUAGUGGGGGAGGUAGCUGUGGGGAUGGUAGCUGAGGGUGAGGGGUAGGGGAUGGUACUGAGGGAGGUGCUGUGGGGUGGAUGUGGGGAUGGUAGCUGUGGGGAUGGGCUGUGGGUCUAUAGCUGUGGGGAUGGUAGCUGAGGGGAUGGUAGCUGUGGGGAUGGUAGCUGAGGGGAUGGUAGUGUGGGUCUAGUAGCUGUGGGGAUGGUAGCUGAGGGGAUGGUUAGCUGUGGGGAUGGUAGCUGUGGGGAUGGUAGCUGUGGGUCUAUAGCUGAGGGGAUGGUAGCUGUGGGUCUAUAGCUGAGGGGAUGGUAGCUGAGGGGAUGGUAGCUGAGGGGAUGGUAGCUGAGGGGAUGGUAGCUGAGGGGAUGGUAGCUGAGGGGAUGGUAGCUGAGGGUCUAUAGCUGAGGGGAUGGUAGCUGAGGGGAUGGUAGCUGUGGGUCUAUAGCUGUGGGGAUGGUAGCUGAGGGGAUGGUAGCUGUGGGUCUAUAGCUGUGGGGAUGGUAGCUGUGGGGAUGGUAGCUGAGGGGAUGGUAGCUGAGGGGAUGGUAGCUGAGGGGAUGGUAGCUGGUGGGGUCUAUAGCUGAGGGGAUGGUAGCUGAGGGGAUGGUAGCUGUGGGGAUGGUAGCUGAGGGGAUGGUAGCUGUGGGGAUGGUAGCUGUGGGGAUGGUAGCUGUGGGUCUAUAGCUGUGGGGAUGGUAGCUGAGGGGAUGGUAGCUGUGGGGAUGGUAGCUGUGGGGAUGGUAGCUGUGGGUCUAUAACUGAGGGGAUGGUAGCUGUGGGUCUAUAGCUGAGGGGAUGGUAGCUGAGGGGAUGGUAGCUGAGGGGAUGGUAGCUGAGGGGAUGGUAGCUGAGGGGAUGGUAGCUGAGGGGAUGGUAGCUGUGGGUCUAUAGCUGAGGGGAUGGUAGCUGAGGGGAUGGUAGCUGAGGGGAUGGUAGCUGAGGGGGUGGUAGCUGAGGGGAUGGUAGCUGUGGGGAUGGUAGCUGAGGUGUUAGAGUAAAAAAAUAAUAAAAAAAUACACAUUUAAAUUGUGGACCACUCAAAUUGAGUUGCAACACUAAAAACAAUCAUAGUCAAACAUGUUACAGGCGUCAUCUAUAUUACAGGUAUGCAUAAACAAAAACAUACAGAUGAAAUCAAGUAUAGAGGAUAAAAGGACAAUUAGGAAGGCUUUGGCCUUAUUAUUAUUAUUACGUGAUAAAAUUUGACAGUUGUUCAUUUUCAUCCAGUUUGGGAUCUAAGGGCUUUGACCUACAGGGGAAUUUGAGGAACUGAGGCCCGAAAAGUCUCUUAGAUACAGUUAAGGCCAAAUAUACAGACACCUUUGCACUUUUCUUAAAUUAUUCCAUAUUUCUUCCCAAAAAAAUUUGCAAUUGAAAAAAAUGUUUGGUCUCCACACCCUGUUGUGGAUUUUGAACAUUGCAGAACCAAUUUUAUUUUUGUAAACAUAAGUUUACAAUUUCUAUUUAGAAAAUAAAGACAAAUGACAUGUAAAAAAUGAUAGCUGGUAAUUGGUUGCACAGCCUUUGGUAACUGCAGACAAACGCUUCUUGUAGCCGUCAAUGUGAUUCAGAUCUGAACUCCUCGUUGGCCACUCCAGAACAGUCCUGCAGGAAGAUCCAAUCAAAGAUGGGAGAGGUUUGAUAAUGCUGUGGGGUUGUUUUGCUUCGUCUGGUACUCAGUGGUGAAAAAAGCACCCAACUGUCAUCCUUGAGUAAAAGUAAAGAUACCUUAUAGAAAAUGACUCAAGUAAAAGUCACCCAGUAAAAUAUUACUUGAGUAAAAGUCUAAAAGGAUUUGGUUUAAAAUAUACUUAAGUAUCAAAAGUAAAUGUAAUUGCUAAGAUAUACAUAAGUAUCAAAAGUAUAAAUUAUUUCAAAUUCCUUAUAUUAAGCAAACCAGACGGCACAAUUUUCUUGUUUUAAAAAUGUACGGAAAGCCAGGGGCACACUCCAACUUUCAGACAUAAUUUACAAACGAAGCAUGUGUGUUUAGUGAGUCCCCCAGAUCAGAGGCAGUAGGGAUUACCAGGGAUGUUCUGUUGACAAGUGUGUGAAUUGGACCAUUUUCCUAUCCUGCUAAGCAUUCAAAAUGUAACGAGUACUUUUGGGUGUCAGGGAAAAUGGAUGGAGUAAAACGUACAUUAUUUCCUUUAGGAAUGUAGUGAAGUAAAAGUAGAAGUUGUCAGAAAUAUAAAGUAAAGUACAGAUACCAAAAAAAUCGACUUAAGUAGUACUUUAAAGUAUUUUAUACUUAAGUACUUUACACCUCUGCUGGUACUGGGGGCCUUGAAUGUGAAAUCAGCAGAUUGUCAAGAGUUAUGGAGUCCAAUGUUCAACCCAGUGUCCAAAAACUGGGUCUCCAUUGAAGGUUGGGGGUCUUCCAGCAGGACAACGACCCCAAACAGCCAUAAAAAGCACCCAGGAAUGGUUUAAGCAAAGAUGCCGGACUGUUCUGGAGUGGCCAGCGAAAGAGUCCAGAUCUGAAUCCCAUCCAUAACCUAUGGCGAGAGCUGAAAACAGCAGUUGGUGGAGGGCACUCCUCAAACAUUGAAGAAUUAGAGCAGUUUGCUGCUGAAAAGUGGGUCAAAUUGCCAGCAGAAAGGUUCAGCUCAUUGACGGCUACAAGAAGCGUUUGUCUUCAGUUAUCUUGGCCAAAGGAGUACGCAUCUAGUAUAGCUCCGGGGGUGUCUAUAAUUUUGUCCAUGUCAUUAAUCUUAUUUUUCUCGAAAUUAAAACUGUAAACUUAAGUUUACAAAAAUAAAAUUGGUUCUGCAAUGUAAAGAAUCCAAUAACAAGUUGUGGAGACCAAAGGUCACACAGCACUUUACUGUCCUCUUUACUACCCUGAACAGAGAAAGCCGUGCUGGCGUUUGGGAACGGGACUGACAAGCAGUCCUCCUCUGGAGCAUCCAACCAACCAGACAUGCCCAGCCCUGCUCUCGCUACCCUCAACAACCACAUCCAGCGCCUGGCAACCACGGUCCCUGGCAUCACCAUGGAAACAAAACAGAAUGUCCUGAGAGCACAGAUACCCACUCAGGUGAGGUGGAGCGGUGAAAGAGAUGCAGCGAGGGAGGAGAGGAGAGAUGGAGAGUGAGGUGGAGGAGAGGAGAGGAGAGAAACAGAGCGAGGCAGAAUAUCUACCCUGCAUCCCACACUACCCCUACAGGGCUCUGGUCAAUAGAAGUCCACUGUAUAGGGAAUAGGGUGCCAUUCUCUGGUCUAAAGUAGUGCACUAUAUAGGGAAUAGGGUGUCAUUCUCUGGUCUAAAGUAGUGCACUAUAUAGGGAAUAGGGUGCCAUUCUCUGGUCUAAAGUAGUGCACUAUAUAGGGAAUAGGGUGCCAUUCUCUGGUCUAAAGUAGUGCACUAUAUAGGGAAUAGGGUGCCAUUCUCUGGUCUAAAGUAGUGCACUAUAUAGGGAAUAGGGUGCCAUUCUCUGGUCUAAAGUAGUGCACUAUAUAGGGAAUAGGGUGCCAUUCUCUGGUCUAAAGUAGUGCACUAUAUAGGGAAUAGGGUGCCAUUCUCUGGUCUAAAGUAGUGCACUAUAUAGGGAAUAGGGUGCCAUUCUCUGGUCUAAAGUAGUGCACUAUAUAGGGAAUAGGGUACCAUUCUCUGGUCUAAAGUAGUGCACUAUAUAGGGAAUAGGGUGCCAUUCUCUGGUCUAAAGUAGUGCACUAUAUAGGGAAUAGGGUGUCAUUCUCUGGUCUAAAGUAGUGCACUAUAUAGGGAAUAGGGUACCAUUCUCUGGUCUAAAGUAGUGCACUAUAUAGGGAAUAGGGUGCCAUUCUCUGGUCUAAAGUAGUGCACUAUAUAGGGAAUAGGGUGCCAUUCUCUGGUCUAAAGUAGUGCACUAUAUAGGGAAUAGGGUACCAUUCUCUGGUCUAAAGUAGUGCACUAUAUAGGGAAUAGGGUGCCAUUCUCUGGUCUAAAGUAGUGCACUAUAUAGGGAAUAGGGUGCCAUUCUCUGGUCUAAAGUAGUGCACUAUAUAGGGAAUAGGGUGCCAUUCUCUGAUCUAAAGUAGUGCACUAUAUAGGGAAUAGGGUGCCAUUCUCUGGUCUAAAGUAGUGCACUAUAUAGGGAAUAGGGUGCCAUUCUCUGGUCUAAAGUAGUGCACUAUAUAGGGAAUAGGGUUCCAUUCUCUGGUCUAAAGUAGUGCACUAUAUAGGGAAUAGGGUGCCAUUCUCUGGUCUAAAGUAGUGCACUAUAUAGGGAAUAGGGUGCCAUUUGGGACGCAGCUCUAAAACCUCUAACAGCCACGAUAAUAGAGUACCACAGUACGAGUCAUAAUACCCAUAAAACCUAGCGGUCAAACAGUUCCAAUCGUUUUUUCCACCAUUCAUUUUUCCAAUUUAGAAACACUUAAAAUAAGGGCUGUGUUUCGUGUAGGCUUACCCUGGCGUGACGAUUUGAUAACCGUGGAAAUCUCUCUCGGACAAGGUGACUUUUAUCAAUAUAGGAAGCUCUAUUUACUCUCAGAUUCAAACAGGUCAGUCAGUGUCCCAGCUGGGUGUAUCAACAGACUCCUAAGGUGACGGUCAGUCAGUGUCCCAGCUGGGUGUAUCAACAGACUCCUAAGGUGACGGUCAGUCAGUGUCCCAGCUGGGUGUAUCAACAGACUCCUAAGGUGAUGGUCAGUCAGUGUCCCAGCUGGGUGUAUCAACAGACUCCUAAGGUGAUGGUCAGUCAGUGUCCCAGCUGGGUGUAUCAACAGACUCCUAAGGUGAUGGUCAGUCAGUGUCCCAGCUGGGUGUAUCAACAGACUCCUAAGGUGACGGUCAGUCAGUGUCCCAGCUGGGUGUAUCAACAGACUCCUAAGGUGACGGUCAGUCAGUGUCCCAGCUGGGUGUAUCAACAGACUCCUAAGGUGAUGGUCAGUCAGUGUCCCAGCUGGGUGUAUCAACAGACUCCUAAGGUGACGGUCAGUCAGUGUCCCAGCUGGGUGUAUCAACAGACUCCUAAGGUGAUGGUCAGUCAGUGUCCCAGCUGGGUGUAUCAACAGACUCCUAAGGUGAUGGUCAGUCAGUGUCCCAGCUGGGUGUAUCAACAGACUCCUAAGGUGAUGGUCAGUCAGUGUCCCAGCUGGGUGUAUCAACAGACUCCUAAGGUGACGGUCAGUCAGUGUCCCAGCUGGGUGUAUCAACAGACUCCUAAGGUGAUGGUCAGUCAGUGUCCCAGCUGGGUGUAUCAACAGACUCCUAAGGUGAUGGUCAGUCAGUGUCCCAGCUGGGUGUAUCAACAGACUCCUAAGGUGAUGGUCAGUCAGUGUCCCAGCUGGGUGUAUCAACAGACUCCUAAGGUGAUGGUCAGUCAGUGUCCCAGCUGGGUGUAUCAACAGACUCCUAAGGUGACGGUCAGUCAGUGUCCCAGCUGGGUGUAUCAACAGACUCCUAAGGUGAUGGUCAGUCAGUGUCCCAGCUGGGUGUAUCAACAGACUCCUAAGGUGACUGUCAGUCAGUGUCCCAGCUGGGUGUAUCAACAGACUCCUAAGGUGACGGUCAGUCAGUGUCCCAGCUGGGUGUAUCAACAGACUCCUAAGGUGAUGGUCAGUCAGUGUCCCAGCUGGGUGUAUCAACAGACUCCUAAGGUGACGGUCAGUCAGUGUCCCAGCUGGGUGUAUCAACAGACCCCUAAGGUGACGGUCAGUCAGUGUCCCAGCUGGGUGUAUCAACAGAUUCCUAAGGUGAUGGUCAGUCAGUGUCCCAGCUGGCAAGCCGUAAGGCUGCUGGUUGGUUUGGUGGCCUUGAGGCCUUUUGUUUGGUUUGGUGUCUUUAGUUUGUACAUGCCUUUGGUAUUUUUUCUUUUUGUACAUAUUUAUCUUUCGUCACCAUGAGCCGACCAAGAGGUCAAGACAAGACAGAGCUGGCCCUAAACUCGGUAAGUUGCUGUCUCCUGGCCACAUGUGCAUCCAACACGGUCCUCAAAACUUUGAUUUCUCACAUAAAUGCACACAUUCAUUCAGUCUAGGACCCCCGAGACAAAGCAAAUGCAACAAUGUCCGUAGGCUAUUUAAGUUUUGUCGCAUCAGCUGUCCUACGUUUAUCAGCUGUGCUGCGAAACUAGUUCGUCAGACUACUAAAAAGCCUAUGCUCUCGGUCAAGGGUCCUAGGCCUGAAGACGUGUCCUUAAGAGUAAGCAGAAAGGAGUUGUCUGUGUACUGGCAGGCAGCGUACCUUCUCCGGCUUCUGACCUCUGACCGGCAGUGUUGACCAUCUGGGCCGGACAGCUCCAGCGCUGUUUGGUCCUUCAGUUGUUUGUAGUUGAGGUUUUGCCAGGUCCCACUCGAAAAAAGAGGUUUGUCACCUAAAGGGUUUUCCCCUGGUUGAAUAAAGUUUAAAUAAAUACAGAGUAUAUACACUGCUCCAAAAAAUAAAGGGAACACUUAAACAACACAAUGUAACUCCAAGUCAAUCACACUUCUGUGAAAUCAAACUGUCCACUUAGGAAGCAACACUGAUUGACAAUACAUUUCCCAUGCUGUUGUGCAAAUGGAAUAGACAACAGGUGGAAAUUAUAGGCAAUUAGCAAGACACCCCCAAUAAAGGACAGGUUUUGCAGGUGGUGACCUCAGUUCCUAUGCUUCCUGGCUGAUGUUUUGGUCACUUUUGAAUGCUGGCGGUGCUUUCACUCUAGUGGUAGCAUGAGACGGAGUCUACAACCCACACAAGUGGCUCAGGUAGUGCAGCUCAUACAGGAUGGCACAUCAAUGCGAGCUGUGGCAAGAAGGUUUGCUGUGUCUGUCAGCGUAGUGUCCAGAGCAAGGAGGCGCUCCCAGGAGACAGGCCAGUACAUCAGGAGACGUGGAGGAGGCCGUAGGAGGGCAACAACCCAGCAGCAGGACUGCUACCUCCGCCUUUGUGCAAGGAGGAGCAGGAGGAGCACUGCCAGAGCCCUGCAAAAUGACCUCCAGCAGGCCACAAAUGUGCAUGUGUCUGCUCAAACGGUCAGAAACAGACUCCAUGAGGGUGGUAUGAGGGCCCGACGUCCACAGGUGGGGGUUGUGCUUACAGCCCAACACCGUACAGGACGUUUGGCAUUUGCCAGAGAACACCAAGAUUGGCAAAUUUGCCACUGGCGCCCUGUGCUCUUCACAGAUGAAAGCAGGUUCACACUGAGCACAUGUGACAGACGUGACAGAGUCUGGAGACGCCGUGGAGAACGUUCUGCUGCCUGCAACAUCCUCCAGCAUGACCGGUUUGGCGGUGGGUCAGUCAUGGUGUGGGGUGGCAUUUCUUUGGGGGGCCGCCCAGACCUCCAUGUGCUCGCCAGAGGUAGCCUGAUUGCCAUUAGGUACCGAGAUGAGAUCCUCAGACCCCUUGUGAGACCAUAUGCUGGUGCGGUUGGCCCUGGGUUCCUCCUAAUGCAAGACAAUGCUAGACCUCAUGUGGCUGGAGUGUGUCAGCAGUUCCUGCAAGAGGAAGGCAUUGAUGCUAUGGACUGGCCCGCCCGUUCCCCAGACCUGAAUCCAAUUGAGCACAUCUGGGACAUCAUGUCUCGCUCCAUCCACCAACGCCACGUUGCACCACAGACUGUCCAGGAGUUGGCGGAUGCUUUAGUCCAGGUCUGGGAGGAGAUCCCUCAGGAGACCAUCCGCCACCUCAUCAGGAGCAUGCCCAGGCGUUGUAGGGAGGUCAUACAGGCACGUGGAGGCCACACACACUACUGAGCCUAAUUUUGACUUGUUUUAAGGACAUUACAUCAAAGAUGGAUCAGCCUGUAGUGUGGUUUUCCACUUUAAUUUUGAGGGUGACUCCAAAUCCAGACCUCCAUGGGUUGAUAAAUUUGAUUUCCAUUGAUAAUUUUGUGUGAUUUUGUUGUCAGCACAUUCAACUUGUAAAGAAAAAGUAUUUAACGAUUAUUUCAUUCAUUCAGAUCUAGGAUGUGUUAUUUUAGUGUUCACUUUAUUUUCUUGAGCAGUGUAUAAUAAAGUACAUCCAGUCUCCAUGAGCACCCUAAAUGCCUCUCUCUCUCUCUACCAGCACACAGCACCUGGAAGUCCUAAACUGAAGGGCUAGUCUCUCUCUUCACCUGGAAGUCCUAAACUGAAGUCCUAAACUGAAGGGCUAGUCUCUCUCUUCACCUGGAAGUCCUAAAUUGAAGGGCUAGUCUCUCUCUUCACCUGGAAGUCCCAAACUGAAGGGCUAGUCUCUCUCGUCACCUGGAAGUCCCAAUCUGAAGGGCUAUUCUCUCUCUCACCACCACCACCACAAGGCACCUGGAAGUACCAAUCUGAAGGGCUAGUCUCUAUCUUCACCUGGAAGUCCUAAACUGAAGGGCUAGUCUCUCUCUUCACCUGGAAGUCCCAAACUGAAGGGCUAGUCUCUCUCGUCACCUGGAAGUCCCAAUCUGAAGGGCUAUUCUCUCUCUCACCACCACCACCACAAGGACGUCCUAAAUCUGAAGGGCUAGUCUCUCUCUUCACCUGGAAGUCCCUAAUCUGAAGGGCAGUCUCUCUCUUCACCUGGAAGUCCCUAAAUGAAGGUCUAGUCUCUCUCUCCCAACCUGGAAGUCCCAAACUGAAGAGCUAGUCUCUCUCUUCACCUGGAAGUCCCAAACUGAAGAGCUAGUCUCUCUCUUCACCUGGAAGUCCCAAAUUGAGACCUAGUGUCUCUCUUCACCAUGGAAGUCUAAACGGUGAAGGGCUAGUGGCUCUCGAUUCCCUGGAAGUCCUAAAACGAAGUUAGUCUCUUCUUCACUGUAGUCCUAAUCUGAAAGGGCUAGUCUUCUCUUCACUUGAAAUCUGAAGGGCUAGUCUCUCUCUCACCUGGAAGUCCUAACUGAAGGGUCUAGUCUCUCUCUCACACCUGGAAGUCCAACUGAAGGCUAGUCUCUCUCUUCACCUGGAAGUCCUAAAACUGAAGGGCUAGUCUCUCUUCACCUGGAAGUCCUAAACUGAAGGUCUAGUCUCUCUCUUCACCUGGAAGUCCUAAACUGAAGGGCUAGUCUCUCUCUUCACCUGGAAGUCCUAAACUGAAGGUCUAGUCUCUCUCUUCACCUGGAAGUCCUAAACUGAAGGUCUAGUCUCUCUCUUCACCUGGAAGUCCCAAACUGAAGUCUAGUCUCUCUCUUCACCUGGAAGUCCUAAACUGAAGGUCUAGUCUCUCUCUUCACCUGGAAGUCCUAACUGAAGGGCUAGUCUCUCUCUUCACCUGGAAGUCCUAAACUGAAGGUCUAGUCUCUCUCUUCACCUGGAAGUCCUAAACUGAAGGGCUAGUCUCUCUCUUCACCUGGAAGUCCAACUGAAGGUCUAGUCUUUCCUUCAUCUUCUUCACCUGGAAGUCCUAAACUGAAGCAUGCCCUUUCUUUACAACUCCAAAACAGAAGUUGCUCAGAUGCCUUUACGGAUCUAAAGCUACUGGAUAGUAACACAGGAAGCAGACAGUCAAACUUAAAACUCAAUAGGUCUAUCCUCAUUCUGCCAUUACAAGCAGGAAACACCGGAGUCCGUACAACUGCAAGAGUCUAUGUUCUUUUUGUUCAAACAAUUCCCUUUCCUUCUCCCCAGAUGAAUUAAAUAAGUGUUCAACUGCUUUUAACUAACGAUGGUUGUGUCUCCCCCUGAGUUAAUGAGAACGAUAGACCUUAUGGAGGUGAUAAUGAAGGACUGGACUCCUUCCACCCCCCAGGGCUGGAGACCAUGGAGCCCCUCCACUCCACCUGUUGCCCUGGGCUUACCCUUCCACUGGUGCCUUCACCUGACGCUAAUCUACAGUAGACCCUGGUUUGGGCCUGGUCUGGGGCCCCAUAGGACCCAACUACAGUCCCUGACCUGGGGGAAGGAGAGAAGAGAUGUACAUGUUGUACCAGGAAGAGGAAUGGAUUUCUCUCCUCCUUGCUCCCCUUCACAAACUGAGCUCUUCUCUCCUCACUACCCCCCCUGUCACCAAACCACACUUCUGCUCCUCCUUGAUCCCCCCUUCACACAACCACUUUCUCCUCCUUACUCCCCUCUUCACAAAAAGCAGCUCUUCUCCCCUGCCUUACUACUCCCCCUUCACCAACUUAUUGGUGAUCUCACAGUGGACACCUACUAUUUUGGGGAUCUCGUGGUGCCCCUGGAAGUAAAGAGAGUGGUCCUAUGUCCGGAAGGAUUCCAGAAGUCUAGCCCAUUUCCCUGAUAUACCCAAAUGAGACAUCUCUUCUCCCUUAAGCCAAAUGAACUCUAUCUCAUCUCCACCAGGAAGUUCAAAUUUCUUCCUCUUUACUGGAAGUCCUAAACUGAGAGUAGUUCUCUUUCACCUGUAGUCCAAGAACGUGUUUUUCCCGGAAGUCCUAAACUGAAGGUCUACUUUCCCCUUUACCUGGAAAGUCCCCAAAAUGAAGGUCUUCUCUCUCUUAAAAGGGCUCUUGGGGCUAAACCCCCCUCUCCAAUUGAAGGGGCCCCUCUUCCUUUCUCCCUUUUGACCCCGUUUUCUUCCCGGUUGAGGUUUCCUCCCUUCCCCAGUCCUAAAAAAUUCCUUUUCCCCCUUCCCCUAAACCAAAACAAGGUUUUUUCCUUCACCCCCCCUAAUUUUUUCUUUCAUGGUUUUUUAAAAAGGGCUCUCUUUCCCUUCCUAAAUGGUCGUCUUUCCCCCCCUUCCAAAAAUGGCCCCCUUUUUUUCCUUUCCUUUUAACUCCUCCCCUUUCCCCCGGAAACCUAAACAAUUAUCCCUUCUUUUACCCCUAAAUUCCCUCUUUACCAACCCCCCAAAAAACCUUAUUCUUCUUACCUAAUCCAACAAAUUUUGUCCCCCCUUUCACCUUCCAAAUGGGUUUUCCCCUUUCCCGGCCCCCGGGCAGCCCCUUCCCUUCGUUAAUCUUUCUCCCUUUACUUACUCCAAACUAAAUAUCCUCCUUUUUCCCUUUUCUAAACCCCCCCCCUUCCUAAAUUAAACUGGGGCUUUUCCUUUCCCCCCCUUUCCCAAAAUAAUCUUCUCUCUCUCCCCCUUUUCCCCUCUUGCCCUCCUCUUUUCCAACCUAAACCCCCCCCCUUUUCCCUUCCCUUGCCCUUUUUCCCUCUUACCCCAAUCCCCAAAAUGAAGCUGCCCCCCUUUUUCAACUAAAAGGGAAAUUUUUCCCCAAAUCCCGAGGGAAACUGGAAAGCAAAACAAAAUAACUUAAACCCCAAUUUUUUUUCUUUUCCAUUCAAAGGAAACCCGUUUCCCCCUUUCCAAAAAUGUUUUUUUGUUCAAACAUUUUCCUUCUCCCCAAUUAAAAAAUUUACCUUUUUUUGUCCCCCAAUGAAUAGCUAAAUUUGGGGGGUAGGGGAAAACGGGGCCCCCUCCCCAGGGGUAAAACCCCCCCCCUUUUCCUUUGGGGCCCCCACUCUGGGGGCCCCUCCCUGGAGUCCUAAAAGGUUUGGCCCCUUUCCCCUCCAAGACCCCCACUACAGUCCGACUGACCUGGGGGUGGAGGGAGAGAGAGAUGUAAAUGUGUAAAGGAAGAGGAAUGGAUUUUCUCUCCUCCUUACUCCCCCCUUCACAAACUACUCUUCUCUCCUCCUUGCUCCCCCCUUCACAAACCACUCUUCUCCCCUCCUUACUCCCCCCUUCACAAACCACUCUUCUCCCCUCCUUGCUCCCCCCUUCACAAACUACUCUUCUCUCCUCCUUGCUCCCCCCUUCACAAACCACUCUUCUCCCCUCCUUACUCCCCCCUUCACAAACUACUUUUGGUGAUCUCACAGUGGAACCACCUCAUCUAUUUUGGUGAUCUCGUGGUGCCCCUGGAAAGGAAGAGAGGGUAC
Molecule: messenger RNA, 15535 nt
Organism: Coregonus sp. 'balchen'
Lineage: Eukaryota; Metazoa; Chordata; Actinopteri; Salmoniformes; Salmonidae
Source: the annotation of a GenBank genome assembly